Triticum urartu is the source of this 1592-nucleotide messenger RNA. The record is from RefSeq and is a predicted model, not a curated record. NCBI's taxonomy places the organism in Eukaryota, Viridiplantae, Streptophyta, Magnoliopsida, Poales, Poaceae.
GCACUCCUCUCCAUGAGACCCAUCUCAUCACCCAUGGCCAUGGCCAUAAGACCACGGUGAGCUGAGCCAAACCCCUCCACACUCUCUCCUCCUCCUUCUCCCUCCUCCUAUUCCUCCUCCCGACAAGCACAGAACCCGUCUUUUCCUCUGUUUGGCUGGUUGAGGAGGAGGAGGGACAAUGGUCGGCGGCGGCGCACAGUCGGCCAGCGCCGCGGAGGUCGAGGACAUCGAGCUCGGCGAGCGGCGGCGCGCGGACGAGUACGCGGACGACGACGAGGAGGGCAGCCAGUACUUCACGGACGCGGAGGACCGGUCGUGGCCCUCGCACUCGCGCCACGAGUCCGCCGCCUUCGAGGACUGCAUCUCGCGGUGCGCCUCCACCCGCGCCAGCUCCUGCGGCGGCGCCGACAGCGACGCGGACGUCGAGGCCGGCGGCGGGCACUUCAGGAAGUCGUCGUGCGUGUCCGAGUGCUCGCUGGACGACGUCGACCUGGAGGCCGGGCUCGGCGGCGAGAGCGCCAAGAGCAGCAGCCCCGACCCCGAGAAGGCCGAGAAGAACUGCCGCAUUUGCCACCUCGGCCUGGAGAGCGCGGCGGCCGAGUCCGGCGCCGGCAUCACGCUCGGCUGCUCCUGCAAGGGCGACCUCUCCUACUCCCACAAGCAGUGCGCCGAGACCUGGUUCAAGAUCAGAGGCAACAAGACCUGUGAGAUCUGCAGCUCAACCGCAUGCAAUGUGGUUGUGUUAGGCGAUCCGGAGUUCGUCGAGCAAUCAAACGAAUCGAACACCACAGCGGCCGGGCAUGCAUUUCCAAACGAAAGCAGGAGGUUUUGGCAAGGGCACCGGUUCCUCAACUUCCUUCUGGCAUGCAUGGUCUUCGCCUUCGUCAUCUCAUGGCUCUUCCACUUCAACGUCCCGGGGUGAGUUUCGCAGCGGACGGUCCCUCAAUAAAAAGCUCCAAGGCCGUUACGGCAGCAAACAUGUGGGUUAGGUUCAACAAAUCUGGAGAAACAGGCUAAAAGGUGAAGUUAAGCUGUGAAGAGGUACACAAAUAUAUGGUCGGCGCGGCGGCCUUAAAUUUGCCUUGAUCGGUGUUCCGUAGUACGAAAGGAACCCUGAUCAGGAUCUCCCUCCUGCCCCAAGAUUUGAGUGGAGUUGAAGAUAAGCGGCGAAGAAUUAGAAGAUGCGUUGUUGUUCACUUGUUCCGCGAUUAUUGUUGUCUUGGUUUGAAGAAGAACGGGAUUAUGUUAGUGUUGCCAUUUCCUAGCUUUGGCGUUUUGCCUUGUGAGUUGGUGUGAUCUGUGUGCAGUCAGUGCAGAUUUCUGUAUGCCUACCCUUUGUUCCAGUGUUUAUAGUCCUGAUAAACAGGAUGAGGUGAGGUGAGGUGUCCUUAGGGAAGAUAAAUGUAGCGCCAGCUCAGUUCCGAACAAUGUUGUGGGAAAUAAUGGUAGAAACUUGCGCGCGUGGAAGAUAAAAUGUUGUGAAAUGCUUGAGCUCACAUGCGCGCGUGGAAAUGAUGGUAGAAACUUGUGUUAUUUUUUAGGUGUUUUUGUGAAGAACAUUGUUGUUUUGAAUUUCAGUUUUACUACUACUA